Messenger RNA from Sceloporus undulatus (fence lizard), 3534 nucleotides. RefSeq names its product linker for activation of T cells (gene LAT). The coding region runs from base 2656 to 3246 and encodes 196 amino acids. NCBI's taxonomy places the organism in Eukaryota, Metazoa, Chordata, Lepidosauria, Squamata, Phrynosomatidae. The record is from RefSeq and is a predicted model, not a curated record. The transcript is spliced from 12 exons.
UAUUAGGAAGAACUUCUUGACAGUAAGAGCUGUUUGACUGUAGAAUAUGCUGGCUUGGAGUAUGGUGGAGUCUCUUUUGGAGGUUUUUUUACCAGAUUGGGUGACCAUCUGUAAGGAGUGCUUUGGUUGUGUUUUCCUGCAUGGCAGGACUGGAUGGCCAUUGCGGUCUCUUCCAACUCUAUGAUUAUAUGAUCCUUUCAUGCAUCUGAGGAACUGGGCUCUGGCUCAUUGAAGGCUUAUGCCACAAUAUAUUUCUGAGUCUCUGUAAAAGCCUUGAUACAACAAGCAGUGCUAUUUUUAAAUCUAAGCUGUUACAGACAGAAUGAUCUUGCUAUAGGUUGGGAAAUUAAAUCAGUGACACUUAGGUCCAGUCUGCUUAUAUGCCACAGGCUGUAGAUACUUAAUGCAGAUUCUGACUGCGCUGCUUAAAGUUCUGGUACUGAGUGCAGAGUCCAAGCCUUGAGAAAGUCUUCUGCUUUCUUUCAUUUUAUUUGCAAAAUCUCUGUUUAGUCCUUAUGGUUGCUAAGAUGAGAUCGGAAAAGGCAGACAAGCAGGUUCUGCAGAAACUCUAUAGUUGGACUUUUGCCUUUCUGUUCCUCCCUGAGACAGAAGAAAUAGAAAAGCAUUUGCCAAUCAAGGAAAUGCAGGCCAGUGGAUGGGUGUUAUUCAUUCAAGUUCAUAUUCAUUUCUUGCUUAAUUCAGAACUUGAUUUUAAUAUUUUAACAUUGUUUUAUUUCUUAAAUAACUUUAACACACCCCUCUCAUUUUUUUUCUGUUCAGAGAAAGUGCCUGUAAAGCUGCUCUUUAAAGCUUGACUUAACAGUUGAAGAAUGUAUGAUGACAUGUCUUCCUGUAAUGGCAUUAUAAAUGAACACAGUUCUUUGUGGCUUUCUGAUUUGUGUGGAACAAAGAAGAGAAGGGUGCCAAGGAGGAGGACUGGAGGGCUCAGUGUAGAAAUGGGAAGAUAGGAUUUGUCACAGUGCCUUUGGAUUUACAAAUCAGUUCUGUGUCUCUUAGCUGUAACAGGAGUAGAGGAGACAAGGCUGGGUGUUUUUCACUAUAUCAAAGUGUGAUUUUUGUUGCAUAGCACCUCCAUGUGCAAAAAAGGCUUUUGAAACUCUUGCUCACGUGUUCAUUUUAUAGAAUCAGCAGAACUGUUACAAGCUUUUCUUAGGCUGCACCAUUUUUAUGAGAGGCACACAGGAUGCAUUUUUUUUUUAAAUGCCAUGCAUAUUAGAAAACAACUGGUCAAAAAAAAGAGUGAGACCAAGUUGUUCCUUGAGCCAGAAAAGUUGUGGAGGGUUAUCCCUGGUGUUACAGGCCUGGAAGUUUUAUGAUUUGAUUCUACUGAGCAUGCAGACCUGGGGUGAGGAAUCUCUGGUCCUGACACAUUGGACUUCUCCACAGUGUCACUACUGGGUUAUUUUCCAGCUUUUAUAAAGCUUUCUUCUAUGGAAAAAGUUUUAAACACCUCUUCUAAGCCUUGGAUAUUGCAGUAAACAUAUUAAAUACCUUUCAUAAGAUGUGGAUAGAAGCAGUAAAAAUUUUGACUAAAAUAUGGUGGUAUUUUGGAUCUGGUCCUUUGAUGCCGCCUGCUGCAGGAAUGUGGCCUGUAAGAACUGAGAGAAUCCCCCCUCUGCCCCCUUGUUCUUAUGCCCAUUUCUGGAUAGGGCACAUCUUUUAUCUCUGUGAAAAACUCCAUUAAUAUCAGUAUCUCUGUCCUCCAAAUAGCUAAUAAUGCUGUCUUCCAAAUGGUCUUCCAAACUGCUAAUGGUCAGCCAAGGUGAGUGUGUAUGUGUGCAUUGUGUUGGGAUUAUUUUGAAGUUCACUUUUCAGAAUUAGCCAAUUUCAUAAGUGUGAUAGAAUUUGAGAUUUUAAAAAAAUCAUGAUCCAUUCAUUCAGGCGUAGGGUUCUGAGUGCUCAGUUCUUUAAAAAUCUGAGUUUCCAUUUGUAAUGCUGAAUGAGGUUUGUCAUUCCCCCAGCCAAACAAGAGGCUGAGGAUAACUGCACUUGCUGAUUUUGACUACUGAAAAUGGCUGGAGAUUUCACACAGUUUACACUCAUGUCUUUCAUAUGGAGAAGAAAUGUAAAGGUUUUAAAAAUUCAAAUAUGAAAGAAAGCAAAAUGGGACAGGUUUGUUGUUUCUUCACUACCACUGUUGCUCCCCUCUACCACAACCUGAAGUCCAAGAGCCACCAAGCAAAUCUGUUGUUCACGCCACAGGGCCUGCCAUCACAGCACAUUCCGCAAAUUGUCAAAGUGUGACUGGAAUUGAAGAACACCAACUGGAAAAAUGUAUGUGCACGUUAAAGGAAGAGGCUCAGAACUGCAGUGAAUGCUACUGAUGGACCCAAGAUAGUCCUUUAACAGAUAACCUGAAGGAACUUUGGGACUUUAGCACAAUACAAGUGCACCUGCCUUUUGACUUCCUGCUGGUGGCUGUGGUGUUUCCUUCCUGCCCAAGCAAUUGAACAGCAGCAGCUUCUACUGCAUCUGUCACAGCAGCGAAGACUUCGUCCAGGCAUGGAACUGGGAAGAGAACCCCAGAUGGCUCUUGAUGUGUUGCACCACUAGCCUGCUCGAUGCUAUUUUUCACCCUGGAGUGUGUACCUGCUCCAAUUCCAUCAUACCUCUACUGUCCCUCUUGCCAGUGGCAUGGCAGUCUUCACUACGGGUGACCUCUUCUGGAUAUUGGCACUGACUGUCCCAGUUCUGGUGGUUCUACUUGUGCUUUGUAUUGACUGCCGGGACACCGAAUUAGACACACCACCUAUCAGUGAUUAUGAAGACAAGCCCCCAACUACUGGUCGCCAUGAGACAUUCAGGGUCCUGAGACGUCCUCCCUCUCCACCUUUGUGUGCCAUCCAGUCCCAGCCAGACUUGAGGAGAUGCUUUCCAUAUAGUCUCCCAAAUCUAUCAGCUUCAUUCAAAGUCGAAGGGGAUAAUGAACCACCUUGCAUCACUGAUGAUGAAGAGAACUAUGUCCCAGGAUACAUUGUGGUGAUACCUGAUGUUCCAAUUACAUAUCAGAGAAAUGAAGAUCAUGCUUCUUCAGAUUCCAUCAUGGAUCAGUAUGAGAAUAUGCCAGAGUGUCAGCGGUAUUCACCUGGUGAGUACGUCAAUGUACUAGAACCAGAGGCGACCAUCUUAGAACCAUGUUUUGCUAUUGGUGCCAACGAUUGCACUAGUGAUCAAGAAAGUGAAGAUGACACGCCAGACUAUGAAAAUGUUUGCCCUGGACUUUAAGGUAUUUUGAUUUUGGAACAGGUUUAGGCUUGUAAAAUUGUGAUAGGUGACAACCCUAGAACCUGUGUUUGUUAAUGCCAGAAGUGGCCCCUGGCACAGUUUACAAUAAUCAGAAGAGUGCCUCUGAACAUGUGUACAAUUCUAGUUUCAUAUUGUCCUUUUCUUUCCUUCCUUAGGUUUAAGGGAUCAUUUCAAGGCAGCAUUCCUUGGUGGCUCCAGUCAACUGUGUGCAGCAUUGAUCUCCAAUGAACUUGCUGGCUUGAGGAUAUCUUCUCCCCAGUCCCCCCA